Stegostoma tigrinum is the source of this 2858-nucleotide messenger RNA. Its product is annotated as homeobox protein Meis1-like. The transcript has 12 exons. NCBI's taxonomy places the organism in Eukaryota, Metazoa, Chordata, Chondrichthyes, Orectolobiformes, Stegostomatidae. The coding region runs from base 1072 to 2406 and encodes 444 amino acids. Gene Ontology annotation, biological process: positive regulation of cell population proliferation; positive regulation of transcription by RNA polymerase II; hemopoiesis. Gene Ontology annotation, molecular function: RNA polymerase II cis-regulatory region sequence-specific DNA binding; DNA-binding transcription activator activity, RNA polymerase II-specific. The record is from RefSeq and is a predicted model, not a curated record.
ACACACAUACACACCCACACACACAGAGACACACACACAGAGACACACACAGAGACACACACACAGAGAGACACACUCAGACAGACGCACACAGUUUAUUCUGCGCUGAUAGACACAGCCAGUGAGAUAUUGCUGCUCCCUCUCGGUGUCGGUUAGCCGGGCUGGCCAGUGCACCAGGAGACAGUUACAGAGGGACGGACACUGCCGGUUCCGGCCGGACUCAGUACAGGAACACUGCGGCCGGCAGACAGAGUGAUCGUGGGAAAGAGAAGGAGACAGGGAAGAGAGAGGGGGAAAGGCAAGGGGGAGAGAAAGUGAGAAAGACACAGGGGGUGGAGAGAAAAGGAGAAAGACAUGCGAGAGAGAGUGUGAGAAAGACUUAGGGGAGAGAGACAGAGAUAGAGUGAAAGACAGAGAGAAAGAUCCAGGAGAGUGGGAGACAGGCAGAGAGAGAGAGAGAAAAGCAGAGAGAUCGAGGGGGUAAAGAAGUGAGAGACGGAGAAAAUGAAGCAAGAGAGAAAGAGAGUAGGAGAGAGCGAGAGAAAGACCGAGAUGAACAAAGUCAGAGAGGGAGGGAGAGAGAGAGAGAGAGAGAGGGCGAGUGCAGAGAGAAAGAGCCAGCGUCUGGUUAUUAUCCAGUGCGGGGCAAAUUAGGGAAAGCCCCUCCAACCCCGCGGCCCCCCCCCCCCACCCCCCAUGCCUUGAGCACCCCGACCAGGCUGUAGUUGGCGGGGGGUGGGGGGUGCGGUGCGUGGAGGGUCCUUUCGAAGCUGUUCUCCCUCUUCCCUUCCUUUCCCCUCCCCUCUCCCUCCCCUGUCUCCCUCUCUCUCUCUCUGGGUCCAUUGUGGAACUCAAAUUGUUGUGAUUUGCAGCUGAUGCACAAGAGAUUGCGAGCGUGCCGGGACUUUCACAGUGAUCAGCUCGGAUGGGAGAGAAAAGCUUCUGGAUUUCCUGAUCCUGGGAGAGAGAGAGAGAGAGAGAGAGAGAGAGGUGUCCAUCUGUUUACUAGUAAAAGCUGACCUAAUCAGAAAGUAUGACGACUUGUCCCACUAUGGGAUAGACGGGGUAUCCAUGGCUAGUUAUGGAGACUCACACGCCUCUCGGAAUCUGGCUCACCAUCUGAACCACGGCCCCGGCAUCCACGCGCAACACUACCCGCCUGGAAGCGCUUCUCACCGGGUACCGUUACCUGGGAGUCUGGGCAAUAACAUCAACGACAGUCUGAAAAGAGAAAAGGAUGCGAUAUACGGGCAUCCUCUGUUUCCCUUACUUGCCUUGAUCUUUGAGAAGUGUGAACUUGCUACAUCUACUCCCAGGGACUGCGGGGUAGCCGGAGGAGAUGUGUGUUCGUCAGAUUCCUUCAAUGAAGACAUCGCAGUGUUCGCUAAACAGAUUCGAACAGAAAAACCUUUAUUUUCCUCCAACCCUGAGCUGGAUAAUUUGAUGAUCCAGGCCAUCCAAGUGCUGCGAUUUCAUCUGUUGGAGUUGGAAAAGGUCCACGAGUUAUGUGAUAACUUCUGCCACCGCUACAUCAGCUGCUUAAAGGGCAAGAUGCCCAUUGACCUGGUGAUAGAGGACCGUGACGGAGGCUCGAAGUCUGACCUAGAGGAUUUCACCGGCUCUUGUACCAGCCUCUCCGAUCAGAACCACUGGAAUCGUGACCAUGAUGACACGGGGUCAACUCACUCGGGCACACCUGGGCCCUCCAGUGGCGGUCUCGCCUCACACAGCGGAGACAACUGCAGUGAGCAAGGUGAUACAUUGGACAACAGCAUGGCAUCACCUGGCACUGGUGACGAUGACGACUUGGACAAGGACAAGCGACGUCAGAAGAAAAGGGGCAUUUUUCCCAAAGUGGCCACCAAUAUCAUGCGAGCCUGGCUGUUCCAGCACCUCACGCACCCGUACCCCUCGGAGGAACAGAAGAAACAGUUAGCACAGGACACAGGCCUCACCAUCUUACAGGUGAACAACUGGUUCAUUAACGCAAGACGUCGUAUUGUCCAGCCAAUGAUCGACCAAUCAAAUCGAACAGUUGGCCAGGGGACACCCUACAGCCCAGAUGGUCAGCCAAUGGGAGGGUUUGUAAUGGACGGCCAACAGCACAUGGGCAUUCGACCUCCAGGUUUGGCGGCAGUGCCAGGGGACUAUGUGCCACAGGGAGGCGCGAUGGGACUGGGUAUCCAACAGGCAGGGUACACCCCUCCACCGAUGGCACCCCACCCCACGCCGCUGCGACAUGGAGCCUCGGUGCACUCCUACGUCCCCGGACACUCCCACCACCCAGCCAUGAUGAUGCACAGCGGGGCCCCCCCUCUCCCUGCAAUGUCAUCGCCGAGCCCAUCCAUCCUGAAUCCCGGGGAGCCCAUCCUCAGUGGGCAAGCCAUGGACAUUCAUGCCCACUGAAGAGAAGAGAAGGCAUCAAGGCAUUGUACAAAACAGGAGAACUUCAACAGGGCUCCUUGCCCCUUGGCAAUCAAGGCACAUACUGGAAUUCAUGACUGUUGCGUGUGUGUGAGACACUGUUUGUUAACUUUUAUUGUAUUUCCUUUUCUGUGGAUUUGAAUGAGGACCAAUUCUGGAUCAUCCUAACUAAAAUACCAUGAGACUUUUAUAUAUAUAUAUAUAUCAAUGAGACACUGAGAGAAAACAAAAGGACGUUGCAACCAUUUUUGACAAUGAAGACUAAAUUAACUUGUACAAAUUCCGCUAUCCCUUCUUUCGUUUCCUGUAGAUUAUUUUCUGAUUUAAGGAGGCGGCAGAAUAUUUUCACACUGUGUGUGUGCGCGCUGUCCUCGGAGAUCUGGCUCAGUGCCUCGGGCCCCAAUGCCGGGCAAGGGUGUACAGGUCAUGAUAGG